Molecule: messenger RNA, 696 nt
Organism: Danaus chrysippus (African queen)
Lineage: Eukaryota; Metazoa; Arthropoda; Insecta; Lepidoptera; Nymphalidae
Source: the annotation of a GenBank genome assembly
AUGGCAACACUUAAGGACGUGCGUAAUCCCACAGCUAGCUGGCGUGGUAAACCCAUUAGUGGUGGUGUUUCUCGCCAUGAAAUACGCCGUAAAUACCAUGGGGGCGCCGGUGAGCAACUUAAUGUCAGAAAAUAUAAGUAUGGCCGUCCAGUAACAAUUGAUAUCGCAGAAAAUAUAAAAACUCUUUACAAUUUAAUAAUUUGCUGCGGAACAGAAAAGCAGCAGAUAGAUGAAGUGGAUUUUAAAAAGGAAGAUAACAAUGUCAACAAGUUGAAGGCAUUGGAUUUUAAGUAUGAAUAUUAUUUUGAGACAGACGUCGACAAAUUUUUUGACCGGCCAUGUCCAUUCAUAGCUCCUGGCCUUGGCCCCGUGGCUGAAGACAGAUCUUUUAAGAGUCUCACGCUUAUGGAAGACGUACACUUGCGAAUACAACCCGGUGGAAUCCACACACCAAUUGAAUGUAUUGCGAUUCAAAAAGUCGCAAUUGUCAUACCGAUUGACGAAACGAUACCGCGUGGCGAACUUUAUAACAUCGGUUUUAAAGAAGCUCAAGCGUAUCGCAACGAAGGUUGGGACUGCGUCAUAUUCCAUGAAAGUCACCUCAUACCUCUGGACACUCGUAAUUUGUACCGAUGCAGUCACCGGCCAAGAAUGCUCAUAGCUGAUUUCCAAAAACCGAUCAAGAAAGUUAUUUAA